Messenger RNA from Sus scrofa (pig), 4850 nucleotides. It is a transcript of the gene CPLX2, whose product is annotated as complexin 2. The record is from RefSeq and is a predicted model, not a curated record. Gene Ontology annotation, cellular component: terminal bouton; SNARE complex. NCBI's taxonomy places the organism in Eukaryota, Metazoa, Chordata, Mammalia, Artiodactyla, Suidae. Gene Ontology annotation, molecular function: syntaxin binding. Gene Ontology annotation, biological process: synaptic vesicle exocytosis; neurotransmitter transport; regulation of neurotransmitter secretion.
CGUCGCCAGCCCCCGCCUCCUUUCUCUGGAAGCUUGGGUCUCCCUGGGAGCGGGUCUGCCCUUGGGGGAGGCCUCUCGGCUCUGUGCCCGGCAGCUCGGCUGACAUUCGGGGCGGACGGAAGAGGGGUUCAGUGCCCCCAGCGUGCACAUGUGCUAGUCGGGGCAGGAAGGAGCGCCUCCGCGGAGGAGUCCAGGAAGAGGGGGAGGGAGAGGCGCUCCAGAAGCUCGGUCCCGGGCACCCUGGUCGGCCGCGGAGGAGCUGCAGCCUCCAACAGGAAGUCGUGUGUCUCUGGCAUGCUACCUGCUCUGCUCUGUGACUGAAGGCUCCGGCAUCACAGCCCAGCCGAAGGUCGCCACAUCCCCCCCGAGCCAGGCCCGCCUGGAGCACUGCAUGCAAAUACAGCUGCUGGCUAGGACACACUAACUGAAGGCGUAGGCAUGGACUUCGUCAUGAAGCAGGCCCUUGGAGGGGCCACCAAGGAUAUGGGGAAGAUGCUGGGGGGAGAGGAGGAGAAAGACCCCGACGCACAGAAGAAGGAGGAGGAGCGGCAGGAGGCACUUCGGCAGCAGGAGGAGGAGCGCAAGGCCAAGCACGCGCGCAUGGAGGCGGAGCGUGAGAAGGUCCGGCAGCAGAUACGAGACAAGUAUGGGCUGAAGAAGAAGGAAGAGAAGGAGGCUGAAGAGAAGGCAGCCCUGGAGCAGCCGUGCGAGGGGAGCCUGACACGGCCCAAGAAGGCCAUCCCAGCAGGCUGUGGGGACGAGGACGAGGAGGAGGAGGAGAGCAUCCUGGACACGGUGCUCAAAUACCUGCCCGGGCCACUGCAGGACAUGUUCAAGAAGUAACUGGCCCUUCUGUCCCGUCCCCACUCCACUUGUUACCUUUUUUUUUUUUUUUUCCCAGGUCUUUCUUUUCUUUUCAUUCAGUUAAGUCUCAGUUCUGAAGGGGAAAACCUCAGUUGGCCUCUGCCCCUCUUCCCUGGCCAGGGGCUUCUCCCCCUCAGCAUUCCUUCACCCCCCCUUCAUCCCAGGGUAGCCAGCUCCCACCUCACUCCCAAGCUGCUUGAAGAGGAGACGACAGCUUUUCUCCAGGAGGGUGCGUUGAACCCGGUGCAAGAGACACUGGGCACCCCUCCUCUGGAAGCCUAAGGUCUAUGCUACCAUGGUAAUCCCCAUACAUUCCUUCAUGCUCCCCACUGCCAGGAGGACCACUGUCCCCAGCCAGCCAAAGUAAUGAUACAUUCCAGCCCUGCCCAGCAUGCUGACCUUUGACCUCUAAUCCCCACUGGGGCCUCCAGGUCAGGGCAGGGGCGUUGAGUGGCCUGACUCUGAAGAAGGAAGUCAGGGUAAGCCUGCCCUGGGAGGGCCCACCCUGAGGCUGGUCUGUUCUCUUCUGGCUGGGCCUGGGUCUGGGCAGGAGGCUGGGGCUCUCCUUUCCACCCUCUAAUGACACCUGGUCCAGGAGCACCCCUCCCCUAUCCUGCACCCGAAGAGGCAUAGCCCCUGCCAAGCCAGUCCCUCCAAAUGGAUCCUCUAUGGACUUUAACUCAUCUGUGGAGGGGCCCCAGGGUAGGGAAACCCCUAGGUCCUCCCCAACUCCACUUAGGUCCUGGGACCCCACUGCCAGGCUGAGCCCAGCUUGCCCAGCCAAGGGGCUGCCCAGGCCCCCCCCCCAGAAAACACUUGGAGCCAUUGGGCAGCGAUGGCCAAUGCCAUGGGACUCCCCCAUUGGUGCAGCCAAGCUGCCCCCAUUCUUAUCCACCCCUCUUCUUUACCCUGUCCUGUUCAUGUGCUUCCAGAGCCCCACAGUCCCCAAGAGGACCCUUCCUGGCCAAAUCCCCGAGCUUUGGGGGAGAAGCCAGGUCCCACUUGACAGAAGGUGUCUGUCCAUUCAUCUCACUGGCCAAGAACAAACUCUCCUCUGGGAUGUGUGAGGCUGGAAUUUGUUCUCCUCACUCCAAACUGUCAAGACCUGCUGCUCUGUCCACUGCUUGAGAACUGUGGGGCCAUGGAGUAAAUGAGAGAGAAAAGUGUGUGUUCAGGCAUGAGUGUACAUGGCAGAGGCUGCAUCAGGAAUUGUGUGUCCAGAGAUUGUACAAAUGAGCCUAUGGUUAGAGUAUCUUGAGAUUUUGUAUGUGUGUGUUAGUCAUCAUUGUUGUGUUAGAGACCAUGUAUGUUAGGCAGUCUUGCUUGAGGGGGUAUGUAUGAAUUGAGAUUGUCAUGUGUGCAUGCUAGCCGUCUCAUGCGUGUUAGAGCUUGCAUGUGUUAGCUUGUGCCUGUAUUUGUUUUCAAAAAUAGCAUGUAUGUCAAGAGUGAUGGGAAUGUGUUAGAUGUUACAGAAGUACGUGUGUGAGAGAGUUGUCAGAUAGGCUGAGACCGUUGAGUGUGUCUCUGUGGCUCUGAAAAGCCAAUUGGGUAUAAGAUGUGUGCUUAGGGAGAAGGAACAUAGGUAAGAUGACCCCUCUUGGCCCCCAAACCAUUUCAUAGGUGGCUACAUCCAACAGGAGACCUUGUCCUUGGCCUCGAGUCCUCCCACCCUUGGGGGGUUCCUGCCUGAAGUCCUCAGAAGUCCACAAGGACAGACCCAGGCAGUGCCCCAAGAAGCCAUGCUGGGCCCCCACCAGGGCCUACCCCAAAAGCAGGGGCCAGGGAGGGGGCGACUUGCCUGCCCCAAAGCCCCUGCCCCAUUGGCCCCAGUUUGCAUUCUGCAGGUUUUCCAUUUUAGUGAAUUUAUGCUUUUAUUUCAGAGAGAGACACAUGUCUUCUCUAUCUGUUUCCAAUAGUUAAAGCCAUAUCAGUUAGACUGCAAUACUUUAAAGACGAGACAAAACAAUCCAUAUGUUUAGGAAACCAGAAAAGUCCCCUGGUCUGUCCCUUCUCUAGGGAGCAGAGCCUCAGCAGCUCCAGCUCCCUGGACUUGCCCUUCUCCCCCACCCCCUCCUCUGUGCCCCUGUGUCCUGCCCCCCAGGGGGCCUGUGUCUGUGUCUGUGCCUGUGUCUGUGAUGGGGAGCCACCUUGCACCCCUGUUGUCUGCUUGUCUGUUUCUGUCUGUUAUCCUGGGCAGGAUGGUCAUUCUCAGGAGCCCCAGGGUUCUGGGGCAGAACAGGCAGGGCCUGGUCCUGGGGCCCCAGGCCUCCCCAGACCCUGUGUGUAGGCCCCACCUGGACACAGGGGUGGACCCCAAGUGCUCAGAAAGGUCUCCCUCUUGACAGGGGCCCACAGACCUCAAAGGUGGUGCCAGGGCACAGAGAAUGCCCAAUGGGCAGCAGGGACAGAGGCCUAGGGAUCUUCAGAUGAGCAGGGGGACCCAGCCAUGCAAGACAUCCCAGGAAAGCCUGAGGAACCCCAGAUCCUCAGAGGGCAUCCCUCUUGGUCUCCGCAGCCCCUCUAUACCCCCCCAGAGUGGGCUCAGGGCUUUUCCUAUAUGAGAGUGCCUUCUGGGCUGGCUGGCUUAGUCUGGUGCACAUCCUGGACUCCUCCAGACUCCUCCAGUCUGCUUCUGUGCAGCAGGACUGGAGGUCUUCCUGGAGGUGGGGACAGGAGGAGAAUUUCUGCCUGGGGCAUACCUGGCUCCAACCACUGCCAGGUGAUUGCUUUGGGGUCCACGGGAACAUGAGGAUCAUCAUUCCUGGCACAGACCUCACUGAGGAGAGAGACUAAUAUGUGACCUAGAGAGGAUGUCACAUGUCACACACUUAGAGGGCACAAAAUAUGUGUGAGGUGCUCUGGCAGGGAAGGGGGUCCACAUGAAGUACUGGGGGCAGGAGGUAUAUCAGGCCCACCGAUGGGAGGGGGAAGAGUGAGUCACACACAAACGGGGCAGUGUGCAUGUGACACGCUUAGGAGUUGGGGGCAGGGAGGGAGCCACCCUAGAAUUCAGCGAGUACACACACAGAAACAGUAUACAAGAGAGAUGGCCCCCAGCUAGAGAAACAGCAAAGAGCAGUCAUUGCAUGUGGGUGAAGAGAGAACUUCAGGGAAGUUGCUUGCCACGGAAGGCCACUGUCAUGCUCUGUGCCUGGGGGCUGACUGCCAGAGAGUAGGGAAGGAUGUGGGAUCUCCUGUGCUGGACACUGGCGAUGGCCAGAAUUUCCACGCAGGUACAUCCUCUGCUCUGGCUCCAGAAGUUCCUGAAAGGUGUCCUUAACUACAGAGGGGUCUCCUCCAAGGCAAGCAGGAGAUCAAAAGACUAUCCCAGCGAGACAGUGAGUGGGGAGGGCUCCAGAGAGAAGGAAGGGGAACGAGAGACAGAACAGAAGUACGUCAGUUCAGGCUCUUCUCAGGUGGAAGAGCUGGUGGGCCAAGAAGCCACCCCUUGGCUAGAGUAAGAUGGGGCAGACCACCAGCCCCAAGAGCCCCCAACACUCAGCUGACAGGAUUGCCCACCCCCCCCACCCCACCCAACUGCUCCAUCCUCCUGGGGUCCCGCAAUCCCUCAACUGCACAGGGGACUGAGGGGGACGCAGACUGGCUCAGAUGACAGGAUGUCUCUUGAGCCUGAGGACAUGUCUCCCCCCCUCCAUGUCCCUCUUGCCCCCUUUUCCCACCUCCUUCACUGGGGAGAGAACAAGAGGUGCUCCUGCUCGCCCUCGGGUGGGGACGGAGGUCCUAGUGUGACCCAGGUGAGGAUGACCAUCCUGCUCGCACGGGGGGGAUCCCUUUCCCACAUCUGUGCUGUGUCCUUGUUGCUCUGCUUCCUUUAAAUGUGUCAGUGCCUGGGGGGAGGGGAGGGGUGCCCCCCCGACCCCCCUGAACCUGACCAAAAGCCAUGGCUGUUGUUCCCCCUUUGUAUGAUGCAGAUGCUAAGAUGUACCAAACCAACCAUGACAACAAAGAAAAAACCUUGUACAGCA